This is a messenger RNA of Oncorhynchus tshawytscha (Chinook salmon), 1117 nucleotides long. Its product is annotated as GTP-binding nuclear protein Ran. NCBI's taxonomy places the organism in Eukaryota, Metazoa, Chordata, Actinopteri, Salmoniformes, Salmonidae. The transcript is spliced from 7 exons. The record is from RefSeq and is a predicted model, not a curated record. Gene Ontology annotation, molecular function: GTPase activity; GTP binding. Bases 186 to 827 code for a protein of 213 amino acids. Gene Ontology annotation, biological process: protein import into nucleus; ribosomal subunit export from nucleus. Gene Ontology annotation, cellular component: cytoplasm; nucleus.
UUGUACUCUGAUAAAACCAUCAACAACCUUCUCUGUUGACCGUCAGAGAUCACGUGAUAGACACAAAAGCGUCACAUACAUUAGCCAAAUUAAUCGAAGGCCAAUAGCACCUAGCUAACUGUCCCAUCCGAAAUCGUGGGGGUAAGUGUGGACUGUUUAAUCACCAACUCAUAGAACAGACCGCUAUGGCAGAACCAGAUGUACAAUUUAAGCUAGUGUUGUGUGGAGAUGGAGGCACAGGAAAAACCACCUUUGUGAAGAGGCAUUUAACGGGAGAGUUUGAGAAGAAAUACGUUGCGACUCUGGGAGUAGAGGUGCACCCCUUGGUCUUCCACACCACUCGAGGGACUAUCAAGUACAACGUUUGGGACACAGCCGGCCAGGAGAAGUUUGGGGGGCUCAGAGAUGGCUACUACAUACAGGCCCAGUGUGCGAUCAUCAUGUUCGACGUGACAUCUCGCGUCACCUACAAGAACGUGCCCAACUGGCACCGUGACCUUGUGCGUGUCUGCGAGAACAUACCCAUAGUCCUGUGCGGUAACAAGGUGGACAUCAAGGACAGGAAGGUCAAAGCCAAGAGCAUCGUGUUCCACCGCAAGAAGAACCUUCAGUACUACGACAUUUCAGCCAAGAGUAACUACAACUUUGAGAAGCCCUUCCUGUGGCUGGCCAGGAAGCUGGUAGGAGACCCCAACUUGGAGUUUGUGGAGAUGCCUGCCCUCGCCCCCCCGGAGGUUGUCAUGGACGCCUCCCUGGCCGCGCAGUACGAGAACGACCUUAAAGUGGCCGCAGAAACAGCGCUCCCAGAUGAAGACGAUGACCUUUAACCUGUGACCUCUCUCUGGCCUUUUCAGUGUUCUGGGGGUGUGGCCUAUUGCUGACCUUGACCUUUAAUUGUACAAGCCCCCCCAAUGUUUUUUUUUUUUUGUGUUUCAAACUGAAAAUGUGUCUCUGGUAGCGUGAAGAUUUUAGUAGAGACAAACAGGAGUAGAAUUUCACACUGGUCACAGUAGGCGUUACACACACACAUACAAAUGAAAGACUUUGUUCACUCGCUGUACGAUACUGACUAAGGGUGAUAUGAAAUCACACUAAAUAAAAAGUAUUUGACUAUAAA